Molecule: messenger RNA, 1710 nt
Organism: Mercenaria mercenaria
Lineage: Eukaryota; Metazoa; Mollusca; Bivalvia; Venerida; Veneridae
Product: ankyrin repeat and KH domain-containing protein 1-like
Exons: 6
Coding region: 38-1396 (452 amino acids)
Biological process (GO): RNA processing
Molecular function (GO): RNA nuclease activity; RNA binding; protein binding
Source: RefSeq, a predicted model, not a curated record
CGGAUGAAAAUCACGAAGAACGCGAGAUGAGAUUUUCAUGAUGAGAGUGAAAAAUGAAAACUUCCUUGUCUUAGCAAAGGUUUUCGAGCAUUAUAUUUCAAGUGGAGAAGUCAAGACAAUUUUCCAUCACAGAGCCAUGAAAGAUCUCAGAUUUAUUCAGUUCUUUUUUGAGUACAUCCAACAAAAAGAAAAUUACGAACAAUUCAUUUUGACCGAAGAUAGAAAUAUCCUAGAAAGCAAGGAGUCCCGCCGGCACGUCGGUAUGUUGUAUAGUGCAAUAGACCAAGAAGUGCCGAAUGUAGAGCUUGUAACAGCUAUUCUAGCAACAGGUGUUCACGCACGGAUGCCAAUGAAAGAAAAAUGGUGCGAAGCUGAAUUAAAAGCGUCACUGUGCAUGGCCGUGAAAAGAGGAAGUUAUGAUAUUUACAAAAGUCUGAUAAAGACAGGUAUAGAACCACCAGACGAACUGAUGGAAGAAGAACAGUACCUUACGUCAGUGGAUGUCAUGAGAGAUCUACUGAAUAGACGGUACUGGAGCAAUGAACAGAAGGAUAUGGCACUGGUUCGAGCCAGUAGGGGUAUUAGACCCGAAACCCAAGAGAUAGUUACAUUGUUGCUACAAGACAACGUGGCGGUGAACUCCAUCAGAGGCGGCUCUACACCACUAUGUGAGGCAGUCAAGUCAGGCAAACUGAAGACUGUUAUGCUGCUUUUAACCAGUGGGGCCAGUGUUAAUGAUAGAGAUGCCACCCAACAGACACCACUGCAUCACGCUUGUGACUGGAACAAUAUAGAAGUCGUCAAAAUAUUACUGAAGAGAAACGCCGACGUCAAUGCGAAAGAUAGUCUUGGAUUCACGCCGAUGCUUGUCGCGGCCGGAUGGGGAAGGGAGACAAUCAUGGAUUUAUUGUUGACGAAAAAAGUAGACCCUUUUGCAAUGGACGACCAAGAGAAUACAGUUCUACAUAUAUGUGCUGCAAAUGGGAAAGCAAACAUUAUGAACAAACUAAUGACGUCAUUUCCGAAGGAAAUGGAAUCACUUCUUAUUGUUAGGAACAGACACGGCUGGACUCCGCUAGACUUCGCGCUAAGAUGUGGCCAUUUUAACGCUACUAAACUACUUAUACAAGCAGUGUUUCAGGUAAAACCCACGAACUUGAAAACCCAGCCGAGAACCUUUGUUCACACACGUUUCUUUGUCGUGAAACUGGAAGAUUUUAACGUUGAUGAAAAGUAUCAAUACAGAUUUCUCGAUGAGAGUCUAGGUAAAACGUGUUUUCAGAUGCCGCGAUGUAACUGGUUCAUCCAGGCGGGCACUAGAGACGAAUUUGAGGAAGUGAGGUUAUUCUCGAUGAAAUAUGAAAAUAAGCUAAGGCAAUGUCUUGCAAAAUCUUAAAGACAAAAUGAUAAAUAGAGACGAAUUGUAGACUUGUUUCAAUGGAACAUGAAAUCAAAGUAAUGGUAAUGCAUUGUGUUGCAAAUUGUUUUUUUUUUUGCACUUUUCAGCCUAGAGUAGUUUUUAGUCUAUUACCGACUGACAAGAGUUACAGAGGUUGUGAUUUCAGUACAUGAAUGUGUAAUAAAUCAAUAUUCAUAAAGUGUGCUGUACGAUAUUAUGUGAAAAUCAUUGUGUAUAAAUACGUCGCAGUUAUUACCUCAGCGUCAAACGUCAUGUAGAGGCUGAAAAUGAAUAAAAUUUAAUAUCUUGUA